Molecule: messenger RNA, 1773 nt
Organism: Paraglomus brasilianum
Lineage: Eukaryota; Fungi; Glomeromycota; Glomeromycetes; Paraglomerales; Paraglomeraceae
Source: the annotation of a GenBank genome assembly
AUGGAUAAACCGACGCCUAAUAAUCCAUCAAAUAGAGAUCUGCUUGAUAUAACUCGAAAAAGCAAAUUUAUCACAGAUGAGGGCUCUACUUCCGACUCUGACUCUGACUCUUCCUCCUCCACCUCCACCACCGAAUCUCCAUCAUCGUCCUCUGAAAUUACCUCUCGACCACCGAUUCUAGAGCAUCAUUUUACUGACAGGGAUGCCUUCACUUUGCCACUCCUCAAAUACCUUGGCCGUACCGCGAAAACACUUUUUUUGACUUUCUGGUUCGACUGGACGCAAAUCAUUCGUCAUCCUAUGGGAUCAUUGGCGACUCUAAUAAUGUAUCCAGUAGCAUCCAGUACUAUGGUCGUUGUUUCCGUAGUAUUUCGAAUUGGGAGUCGCUUCAUGGGUGGGAAAGAGAAAGUACACUCAAAGAUUUUUGACAAGGCUUUUGAUAAGGACAGAAAACGUCUUGUUAAGACAGCCGGCAUGUUUCUCGACAACCCAUUAGAACUCAAAUUGGACGAAGUCACAAAGAUAACUCAUUACGAAGACUACUCAGAUGAGCGCUACCAAAAACCUUCUUUCAACAUAGAUGUUGCUGAACUCAUGUUAUUAUUAUCGGCUCUCAUUUAUGAACGGAAUCCUAUCAAGGACAAGAAUAAGGACGAGAUUAAGGACGACGAGACUAAGGACGAGACUAAGAAGGUCGAGACCAAGGACGAGAACGAGGUCUUAACCCAGGACGACUCCACUAUUGAAUUUAUCAAUGAGAGAUCCGAGAAAUGGGGUUUCACAUUCCGUAAACUUUCUGAAUUAGGAACAAAGACGAGUCCAUUUUGUGGCGCAUUCUAUCGUGAGAAGCAUAACUUUAUAGUUAUUGUGUUUAAGGGAACGACACCGACCGACUUUGCCGAGUGGGCUGUCGAUGCAACUUUUAUGCGUACUGAUGGCAGGACACAGUUGUUCGGUGAAGUGCAUGAAGGAUUCUAUAGAAUGCUAUUUGGAGAAGAGAAGAAGGGACGUUCCAAGUUGAUUAAGGAAUAUCCGUAUAGGAUGAUCUUGAGGAAAUUGCAUAAAUACGUAGAAAUUAUUAAAAAAACAAGGGAUACCAAGAAUACUGGCCAUAGUGAAAAACCGCCGCCAAUCAAUGUCUGGGUUACUGGGCAUUCCUUGGGAAGUGCCCUUGCAACCUUGUUUUAUGCGAGAUUAAUGCGCAGUCCUUCUGAUCUGCCGGCUGAUUGUAUUUUAAGAGACGCCUACGUCUACGGGACACCUUGUAUAGGGAACGGUGAAUUCGCCAAGAACUUUUCUUCGCUCUGUAACACACCUUCCAAUCGUUUCAAUACAUGCUGGCGCGUGAUUUCCGAUAACGACGUUGUCUGCAACGUCCCAGUUGGAUUCGACGAUCCUGAAACAUUGCAAUACGUGAGCGAUAAUUAUAUUUUUGACUAUGCUCAUGUUGGCGAGAAUAUAAGGCUUUUUAAGGACGGGCGUAGACCAAAGACGGAAGUCGAAGACUUGCUUGUGCCCUUGGAUUCGGAAAAGGAAGGAACAAGUCAAGCAAAACGUGAGGUGCCAGUGGACAUAAAUAGUGCUGCUCUUGAAGAGGAUAAAAAGGAUUGGUGGAUGCCGCCUUUUGCCAAGGAUCAUCUCGUGUAUAGGUAUUUGAUGGCUCUGCAAAGAGCGAGACCGUACUUUUUGACUGCUAAAGAAACAGCGAAGUUCUAUAAAAUACAACCAAUAACAAAACCACCCGCAACUGGCUCGAGUAAAGCGAUCAAGUAG